This is a messenger RNA of Acanthamoeba castellanii str. Neff, 1257 nucleotides long. Its product is annotated as CDPalcohol phosphatidyltransferase superfamily protein. The transcript is spliced from 11 exons. The record is from RefSeq and is a predicted model, not a curated record. Gene Ontology annotation, cellular component: membrane. The coding region runs from base 1 to 1257 and encodes 418 amino acids. Gene Ontology annotation, molecular function: phosphotransferase activity, for other substituted phosphate groups. NCBI's taxonomy places the organism in Eukaryota, Discosea, Longamoebia, Acanthamoebidae. Gene Ontology annotation, biological process: phospholipid biosynthetic process.
AUGUCGACACAGAAGGUGAAGAAGACCAAGAGGAGCUCGCGCGGCGGCAAGUCCUCGUCGACCUACCUGAGCGCCGAGGGUCUGCACAACCUCAAGUACUACCGCUACUCGGGCACCGACAAGUCCCUCCUCGCCAACCUCUUCCUCAAGCGCCACUGGGACUGGUGCACCGUCACCUUCUUCCCCAUCUGGAUGGCGCCCAACCUGAUUACGCUGUGCGGGCUGAUCUGCAUCGUGGCCAACAUGAUCUCGCUGCUCUACUACUGCCCCAACACCGUAGGCUGCGUGGCGCCCUCCUGGGUCUACGCCCUCGCCGCCCUCGGCGUCUACGCCUACCAAAUCUUCGACAACAUCGACGGCCGACAGGCUCGACGGACCGGCACGUCGUCCCCGCUCGGCGAGCUCUUCGACCACGGCUGCGACUCGCUCUUCGUGCCCUUCGCCGGCGUGUUGAUGUUCAACGCCAUGCACCUGGGCCCGUGGACCGCGUGGGCCGGCUUCUGGGCCACGGCCAUGCCUUUCUUCAUGGCCCACUGGGAAGAGUAUCACACGGGAGAGCUGAUUUUGGGCGUGCUGGCCAACCCGACCGAGGGCCAGUUCGUGAUGUGCGCGCUCCUCCUCACCGCCGCCAUCAAGGGACCGGCGAUGUGGAGCACGUCGUGGAAGACGGCGCUGGGCGUGGAGAGCCUGGCGGCCGACCUCCCCGACCUCUCCGUCACCAACGCCAUUUUGGGCCUCCUCUUCAUCGGUGGCUUCACCAUGGCCUUCGUCAACACGGUGGUAGUACUGCGUAACGUGAAGAAGCACAAGUCCAACCUCCUGCGUUCGCUGCUGCUCCUCUUCCCGCUCGCCGCUUCGGGCCUGUCCUCCACCGCCUGGUUCCACCUCUCCAAGAUCAACCUGCUGCAGAACUACACGACGGCCGCCAUCUUCUUCGCUGGCCUCCAGUUCUCCUACAUUCUCAACCGCAUGCUGAUCGCGCGCAUCACCCGCACGGAGUACAACGUGUGGAACCCCGUCCCGCUUCUCCCCAUCGUCGGUCCUCUCUUCUGCACCUUCCUCUCCAACAACGGGCUGGUGAGCGAGCUGCAGCUGUUCUACGGGGUGCUGGGCGUGACGGCGCUGAUCUAUGUCCACUUCGUGUGCGACGUGGUGGGCCACCUGGCCGACCACCUGGGCAUCAGCUGCUUCACCAUCCCCUACCCCAAGCGCAAGUCCGUCAUCGCCGCCGUCGCCGCCGCCAAGAAGGCCGACUAG